Molecule: messenger RNA, 705 nt
Organism: Phaeodactylum tricornutum CCAP 1055/1
Lineage: Eukaryota; Bacillariophyta; Bacillariophyceae; Surirellales; Neidiaceae
Exons: 1
Coding region: 1-705 (234 amino acids)
Source: RefSeq, a predicted model, not a curated record
AUGUCGGUAGACAGUAGCUCCGACGAAGUCUCCCAUUUGUUGCUCGCUUCCGUUCCCCCAGCUGUGGGAAAUAUCACGACACCACCACCGCUGCCAACCGACGGCCGCCGCAAGUCCAAGCACGCAAAGCUCUAUACACUGUUCGUCCCCACCGGCCGAUUUUAUCACAGUUCACAGUUGCGUGUCCCCAUUGUGCACUGCGCGGCCUGUGUGGAUGUUUACCACCGGAAACUGGCGGAAGAGAACGCCGAUACGAGCAAGCUGGAACAUGUCCACGCGGCCUACGCACCCACCGAUAUCCGCCGGACGUACCGCGACUGUAUCGUGCACUUGAGAAAAUGUCCCCACUGUCCCGACUGGGGUAUGCACAAGGAACCGUUGGAAUUUCUGGACGCUAAUUCCGACCCACAUCAGCCUCCGUCACCAAAUGCGGAAGCCAACCGGCCGCCCCGACGAUUACACUCGGAAGCAACGAAACAAACUGGAGUUAUAGCGGAGACUGUGGCUGAGCGUGAAGUGAAGCGAGUGAAAUUGCAUGUGGCGCGCGUUGAAGAGGAUUUGGCCAAAGAAAAACUGGCGCAGGAGCGUCACAGGACUGUGUUUGAAUUACUGAAGCAGCGCAAGGAACUCCAGAAUUUAGGGUAUUCGCCAGAGGAAAUUGACGAUGCUUUGCCGUUGCCAAACACCAAGGAAUCUGUGCUUUGA